AUGCGAGAGAACCCUCAACCUUCUGGCCUGCAGCCCUGUGUGCUAUCAGAGAAUCCUCAACCUUCUGGCCUGCAGCCCUGUGUGCUGUCAGAGAACCCACAACCUUCUGGCCUGCAGUCCUGUGUGCUGUCAGAAAACCCUCAACCUUCUGGCCUGCAGUCCUGUGUGCUGACAGAGAACCCUCAACCUUCUGGCCUGCAGUCCUGUGUGCUGUCAGAGAAGCCACAACCUUCUGGCCUACAGCCCUGUGUGCUGUCAGAGAACCCUCAACCUUCUAGCCUGCAGCCCUGUGUGCUAUCAGAGAACCCUCAACCUUCUGGCCAGCAGUCCUGUGUGCUAUCAGAGAACCCUCAACCUUCUGGCCUGCAGCCCUGUGUGCUAUCAGAGAACCCUCAACCUUCUGGCCUGCAGCCCUGUGUGCUAUCAGAGAACCCGCAACCUUCUGGCCUGCAGCCCUGUGUGCUAUCAGAGAACCCUCAACCUUCUGGCCUGCAGCCCUGUGUGCUGUCAGAGAAGCCACAACCUUCUGGCCUGCAGUCCUGUGAGCUGUCAGAGAAGCCACAACCUUCUGGCCUGCAGCCCUGUGUGCUGUCAGAGAACCCUCAACCUUCUGGCCUGCAGCCCUGUGUGCUGUCAGAGAAGCCACAACCUUCUGGCCUGCAGUCCUGUGAGCUGUCAGAGAAGCCACAACCUUCUGGCCUGCAGCCCUGUGUGCUGUCAGAGAACCCUCAACCUUCUGGCCUGCAGCCCUGUGUGCUGUCAGAGAACCCUCAACCUUCUGGCCUGCAGCCCUGUGAGCUGUCAGGAUGA
This is a messenger RNA of Oncorhynchus kisutch (coho salmon), 810 nucleotides long. RefSeq names its product putative proline-rich protein 21. Lineage: Eukaryota; Metazoa; Chordata; Actinopteri; Salmoniformes; Salmonidae. The transcript has 2 exons. The record is from RefSeq and is a predicted model, not a curated record. The coding region runs from base 1 to 810 and encodes 269 amino acids.